This is a messenger RNA of Sugiyamaella lignohabitans, 342 nucleotides long. It is a transcript of the gene STL1, whose product is annotated as glucose-inactivated glycerol proton symporter STL1. Gene Ontology annotation, biological process: transmembrane transport; carbohydrate transport. The record is from RefSeq and is a predicted model, not a curated record. Gene Ontology annotation, cellular component: membrane. The transcript has a single exon. Lineage: Eukaryota; Fungi; Ascomycota; Dipodascomycetes; Dipodascales; Trichomonascaceae. Gene Ontology annotation, molecular function: carbohydrate:proton symporter activity. Bases 1 to 342 code for a protein of 113 amino acids.
AUGGUUGUGAUGAUUACACCAGUCGCAUUCGCCAAUAUCAACUAUUACACGUACACUGUAUUUGCCGCCCUCAAUCUGUUGAUUCUGGUUGCAACCUACAUCUUUUACCCAGAGACAGCCGGAAGAUCACUUGAAGAGAUUGAUAAAAUCUUCGAGAAAUCCAACCCUCGCACUCCAUGGGAUGUCGUCAAGAUUGCCCAAGAAUUACCCCAUCACAACGCUAUCCUCGACGAGGAAACAGGAUAUCAUGGAGAAGAAGAUGUUCUGGACAAGCCAACGCACCAGUACCAAGAAGACACCGCAACUAGCUUGUCUUCCUCUGGAGGUAAAGGAGACAUGUAA